GAUAACGAGAGAGGAGUCGCGACUCUGUGUCCCACCGCAUACCAAAGAGAAAAGGAUAGUGCGCGUAUAAGUCCCUCUGUGUUGUUCUCGUGCUUCUGGAGUAACAAGUGAGCGGCGAAACGGCGUUGCCAUGACGACAGAGACUCACACUGUGGCGAUGACAGACCCACAGUUAGCAAACAACAACAACAACAACAACACCAACACCAACAACAACAACAACAACAAUAACAAUAACAAUAACGAUGGCGAGCCGAAAUACUUGCACAAGAAGUUCAAGAAGAUGGCGACGACCGAGGUUACGCCGCAAGUGGAGCCCAAGGAGGACGCCGUGGUCAGCAACGGUUCUCCAGAGACAACUAAAAGGAAGGAGUCGGCCAAGGACUCCAGAGAGUCGCCGAAAGAUCCGAUCAAGAUCGAGAUCUCUGCGGAACCCGCGGACGGAGAACCGACCGAAUCGAGGAAAAACGGCUACGUGUGUCCAUAUUGCAGGCUGUCGUGCGCCAAACCGAGCGUCCUGCAAAAACACAUCCGAGCUCACACCAACGAGAGGCCGUAUCCUUGCGUUCCUUGCGGAUUCGCGUUCAAGACCAAGUCGAAUCUCUACAAGCACUGCAGAUCCCGUGCUCACGCCCUCAAGAUGGAGGGCGGUGAUGCCAGCAAGGUAUCGGAGGACUCGGACAUAAGCUUGUCCGACAGUGCGAGCAACGGAACCGGCACACCACCACCUCCUCCGUCAUCGACGCCCACGACGACUUCAGUUAGUGUAAAAACGAUUAAAACGGGGAAAAUCUACAAGCCAAAAUUUCACACGGCCCUCCAGUGUGUCAACAACGAUAUCGAAACGUCUUCCCUUUCCUCCAUUUCUUCCACGAACAGUUCUUCCUCGACAGCCGCUACCACCACGCCGAAACCAAACCCGGAGCAAGUACAGGAACAUAUUGAUAAAAUUAUUACGGACAACCAAGCGAUCGUCGAUGCGGUAGAUCCGCGACUGCACAAACUGAUUCAAAGACAGCAAAGCCUCGUGGAAACGAAACAGUCUACCGAUCAGCCGUUGAAUCUCUCAUCCGCGGAGGAAUCUUCGAGAAAACGAUGUUACAGCGAGAGCUUCGUGCAAGAAAGCAAAGAUUAUCCGAACGGUCCGGAAAGUUCGAUAAUCAAGGAUCUCCUAUUGAAAAAUCAAAACUCGAGUCAAGAGGGAACGACGGAAUACGAGAGCUAUUUCUGCCCUUCCUGCAAUAUCCCUUACUCGAGUAUCGAUAAUCUCGACGUUCAUCGUAAGUACUACUGCAAAGGCAGCGCGAGUCCUCGAAGAGAUUAUCAAUUGGAAAUGGAGAAAAGAGAGUCGGAUUUUGAUUCCAAGUCUUCCGAAUAUUACAACACCUUGCAACCCCUUCCCUCUCCCGGGCCUCUGUUGGGCAAUACGAGGCUCGUCGACGCGUACGCUCCACCCAUGAAGAAACAGAGAUCGGACCCCGUACCAACCACAUUACGAUCUCUCGAGGAGCUAAGCAAGUAUCCACGACCAAACUCGUUGCAAAUGUUCGGCGGGGAAGUCAGGAUAUUGGAUAAUACCGGUGAAACGAAGACGAUGAGAAUCGAGCCGCGACAAACAAACUCUCCUACGAGCGAGCAGAUCGUGAGCAGCAAGUGCGUCACUUCGGAGACCGCUUCGAUCGUGGUUAGAUCGGGUCUUCACUCGGGAGGCACGAUGGUACACAAACCACCGCGUACGGCGGUCAGCACGCCUAGUUCCUCCAUAUCUUUGCCCAACACACCGAAAAUGUUGGCGCCGAUCAUACCGAACAUAUCAACCUCGAAUAUAGCACCCAACAUGUCGUGCUACAGUUAUCUAGAGCCGAACUUAAAUCCUCUGACCAGUAUCACUGCCUAUAACCCGCUGACUUUGCCUCAACCGGGAAUCACGAAUAUCCUUCACGGUGGUAAAGUUAUACCUUAUGUUCCUGGCAUGCCUGGACCACACACCCUGACGCCAGCCAUAGACAUAUCCACGAGUUUAGCCACCGAUGAAGCCGGAUACAAGGUGAUACCAGGAUUGCCUGGCCUCCACAUAGUCCCUCAACCCUUAGAUCUCGCCAGUCCGGUGAAAAUACAUACGCCAAGUACAAAUACCAACGCCACCAAGAUACAAACUCCAAUAGCUGGAAUUCCAGAGCCGAUGUCCAAUGGACACGUCUCGAUGAUAGGCCAGCCAUUGGAUCUCGCCAGCCCGGCAAAGGACCCCAAGCUCGGCUUCAAAACUCCUGGCAACGACGUUUUGAAGAUCGGAUUAACGAGCCCAAAAGUUCCUAGCGUUAACGAGACCUCGACGAGACUUCGCCUCAAGUUCUUGAGGCCGACUUCGUUGCCACUAAAACCAGGCACGUUCACGCCCAAGAAGCAUCAUGGUAUCACACCUACGGCAAACACGCUUCCGCUCAUAAGCCCAGAAACCCCUCGGCCGAAGAAAUCCUACGGGCAGCUUUAUUUGAACGGUCACGCGUAUACAUAUCUUGGCCUGAAAUGUUCGACCAGAGUAUUUUACUGCACUCUGAAUAGACCGCAGCCGAUGUAUGUGACACAGCAACACGGCUUAUCUAUGUACUCGAAUUGGAAGAUAUGCAAAGAAGUACCAUCUGACGUUGAUAUGGCGCAUUAUGAUUCGAGGCACAGACCGCUUAAUUAUACGACCGCCUGGAAAAAACAGGAGGACAUUCUGACGCAUUCCUCGGAAAGACCGACCACUCCAACUAGUUCCGAUAGCGGUUUGGAUAGCGAUAUGCAAGAAAAAGCGAAAAGGGUUAAGAUAUUCGACGGAGGAUUUGAAAGCAACGAGGAUUAUACAUAUGUCAGGGGCAGAGGUCGAGGCCGAUACGUUUGCGAGGAAUGCGGCAUUCGUUGUAAAAAGCCAUCCAUGUUAAAGAAACAUAUCAGAACGCACACGGACGUAAGGCCGUACACGUGUAAACAUUGCGCUUUUAGCUUUAAAACCAAAGGCAACCUGACGAAACAUAUGAAGUCGAAAGCUCAUUACAAGAAGUGCGUCGAGCUCGGCGUUGUUCCGGUACCUACGACAGUCUGUGAUGAAAAUAUCGAUAAAGAAGCUAUCGCCCGGUUGGCUGCAGGUGGAAAUACCGAGGAAUCCUCGGAAGAGGAGGAAGAAAGCGAUGGAGAGGAGAGUGAAGAAUCCGGAAGCGAGGAACAAGAAGCUGCACAGAGUUUGCUAAGUCUGUCGCAACGUAAUACAAACAGAUUUCCAGGGCUUCUACCGUCUGGAAGACCGACAACUUACCCUUACACUCUAACUUUCCCAACGACCUCCAGGUCCGCGAACGUGUCAUCUACCGCGAUAAGCAACAACGUCUGCUUGAGCAGCCAAACUGUCACCACGCAAGAAACUACUCUCGUUCGAAACGAAUUGUCCCAUCGAUACUAUUUCCCCUCGAGCCGAACCGCUCCGGAAGAAUCGAGGACGACCGUGAUUCAAUCAUCGAAAAAAGAAAGUUCCGACAUCGAGGUGAACGGAGUCGAUACCGACUCGCGAAAUACUUUGGCACAGCCUAUGGAUCUCACGACGAAACCAGCCCUACAACCGUUGCCCUCUUCCAUACAGCAAAGGGCCAAGCCAGCAGAUAUUUUAACUCCCGUUUCGGAACCGGUACUGUUACAAACGAUCGUUCAAACGAUGGAAAGACUACCGAUACAAGGAAGAGAGUGGAAACCGGAUGCCGAGGGGCAUAUGUUGCAAGCAUAUCUCACUGAACGACACGUUAUGGAUAGUAAAAUUAAACAACAAUACCGAGUAGGAAAUACGAAGAUGGAAAAGCAACCGAGAGAGAGGGACAUUUACCCGGAACAAUCAUCUCCGAAAUCAAGGAACGCUGAAUUAGACACUAGUCCAGUAACGACUUAUAACGAUCCUAGCAAGAUACAAAUGACUAUGAUAGAUUCCAGGAUUAAGCACGUAUCCAAGCAUACCACUGAAGAUAUCAAGAUGGAAAUCAGAGAGAAAAUUUAUCAGAACAACAUCGUCAUAGAUAGACGGUCGUUCGAUAUCGAAUCGAUUCAUAGAGAAAAAGAAAUAGCAGAGAGCAUGAAACAUACGGUUGCGCGGAAAAUGGUUGUCGGGGGACCCGGUUUUAGAUCGCCCUCGCCUAACGCUGCAACCACUAAACCACAAGCUGAGUUCUUGCAGCCCUCGAAUGGACCUGCACCUAAUUAUGUCAGUUACAGUGUGACUGAAGAUGGGAGAAGCGUCUGUGGAAUUUGUAACAAGGUGUUCAGCAAACCUAGUCAGUUACGGUUGCAUAUCAACAUUCAUUACUUCGAGAGACCAUUUAGAUGCGAAAGUUGCGCGGUUUCUUUUCGAACCAAGGGUCAUUUGACAAAGCACGAAAGAUCUGUUUCUCAUCACAAUAAGGUUAGUAUGACUUCCACGUUUGGAGCAGCGACCACCAGCAAUCCAAGGCCAUUUAAAUGUACAGACUGCAAAAUAGCAUUCAGAAUACAUGGUCACUUGGCGAAGCAUUUGCGUAGCAAAAUGCACAUUAUGAAAUUAGAAUGUUUAGGAAAAUUGCCCUUCGGAACGUACGCUGAGAUGGAAAGAUCUGGUGUCAAUUUGAAUGAUAUUGAUACUACCGACUGUGAUAAUAGUCUUUCUAGUCUUCAGAUGCUGGCUCAAAGACUUUGUGAAAAAGAUCCUACAAAAAUAGGUCAAUGGGAGUCUGAAACAAUUCCAAGUCAAGUGAUCAGCGGUGGUGAGACUUCGUCCGAUGAGGGUGAGCCUAUUCUGCAGCAUGCGUGAAAGUGACAACCGCGAAUAUGUAUCGAUCGUAUCAUGUGCCAAUUGCAAACGAAAAUCCAAAGUCCGGUGUCCACCUUGGGAAUUCUUAGUUUAAUCGACAGAAGCACGAGGACAGCGCGGAAGACAGCCAGAAUUAACCUACGUUUUCCAUAGAGGAUACAAAGCCGGACGAAGAUAUACAAUCAUAUAAGUGCCAAGUUUGCACAGUGUUUACUAUGAACGAAUUAUAAGAACGAGUUACAUUGCUUUGUUGAACAUAAUAUCAAAUCAGAUUCUAGUACAAAUACCCAAGGGGAUAGGGGCUUGAACGUACACAAGUGUAGAGAGAAAGAGAAUACUCAGAUAUGAAUUACAGAUGAACUCGUAGUCAAGACAGAUCACAAUCACAAUAGACAAACAAUCGAAGACACGUAUGUAGUGCCAAAAUAAUGCAGCGAACUAUAGACAAUCUGCGGUGAAAUUUCAAAGAAUUCGUUGCCGUAACAGAUAAAAUAUAGCUGUAAUAACAAAAUACCAUCACCUUUCGAAGGAAAUUUUUCAAGAGAGAUUUUCAUUAACCAAGUUAAUAGCGUUUGUUAUUGUGAUGAAACAUUGCAGCAAUCUUCUUCCAAGAUGCCAAAAGAGCGAUUUAAUUACAUUAAAAACAAAUUCUACAAUAUGGUAAUGUACAACAAAAAAUUAUCGAAAAAAAAUUACUAUUAUAAUGAAACUCUGAUUUAUUUAAUGUGUAUUUAUUUAAUGCGUCGAAGUAUACAGAGUACAAACAGAAUAGUACUAUAGUACAAAGAUAAAAGAGGGAAUUAUAUGUGAAAAGAUAAAUAAAAAACAUGCUAUGAAAUUUCUAAUCCGAGACUUCGUUUUCAGAAAAAUUUAUUUUGGGAAUUCAUCGAACAUAGAUUGGGGUUAGUUAUUAUCCUAUUUCGUUACUAAUUGUUUUAUACGACAUAAUUUUCCCGACUAUUUAGAUUUCAAUCAAAGAUUUCCGAUCACUGAAGAUACACGAUGAUGUAGUUUGGUAAUAUAACGAAUUUUUGUACGAAUCCGGGUUCUUCUUUUUUUGCUUUUCUACCAAUAUUGCCAGACAUUCAAGCUCGUGAUUUUUCACAUGCCCACGUAUAUCAAACAGAAACUGUAGAAGAAUUAAUUAUUUGUGUAUUCAAGCAAUUUCUAAAAUCAAUUGUGUCUCUUUUGUUUUUCGUAACAUAUUCCUUAUUCUUUCAGUUUCAGUUAUACUACUGUCUCACUCUGUAUAAUAGACGCAUACCUUGCAAUAUAAAGCAGUUAAAUGCACGUUAAAAAUUAAUUGACUUCGGAAAUUGAAAGCAAAAAUAUUGAAUACUUAACAAUACAAUUUUGUUAUUUUCUAAUAAACAAAAUUUGCUGUGCAGCCAAUCACAUCAUCAAAAGAGUGAUCUUUUUAUGUUUUAAACAUUUUUAUCGAUACUACUUCCUACGUGUGUAAAACUAUACAAUUUUUCUUUAUAGAUUUAAAUUAAAAUGUAGUAUUUCCAUUUUAAACAGGUAGCAUUAUUCAUUUUAUUUUGCUUCAGUCUUUUAAAAAUAAUUUUUUAAGCGUACAGAAAUAACCAAGUCAUCUGUAUUUAACAUAGUUAUACGUGUACAUAAUAUAACAGUAAAUAUAUUGUACAGAUUUAUAACCAAAUGUGUCAUACAAAAUGUACUGAAAAGUUAUUGAAGGUAUAAUGGUUUAUCUAAAUGCCAUUCCUAGAAAUGAAAGAAACAUUAAAUUGAUUUGAUUCCUUUUCUCUUUCAGAAAUAAAAAUUAUGUAACUAAACAUUAUAAAAAAAUUUGGCCUGCAUUACUAUCAUACUAUGAUAUUACUAUAUUUUUUAUUGAUAUAUACUGGCAUAUUGAUAGUUACAAACUUCUACAUGUAAUAUUUCAUGUCAGAAAAUUAAAUUUAGAUAAAGUAUUGUAUAUAUAUAAUUUAAAUUUAUAUUGAAAUAAGUGCACUUAUUAUAAAGCAGAUAAAAAAUUCCGAAUGGGUGACGAGUACAAGUAAAAUAAUAAUGUGCCAAAUAUUUAUAUAGAAACUUAUAAUGUUAUAAUUUCAAUAUAUCGUUUAAUUCUAUGAUUAGAAAAAUCUUUUCUCAGAUGGCAUAACAGAUAAACCAUUAAAAUUCUGUUUUAAAAUUUUGGUACAUACAUGAAGAUACAAUCACAGUGUAAAGCGGAUAUUCUAACUCAUUGAUAAUAAGAAAUGCAAACCUAUGUUUAGUGAGCGUUGUUUAUAUUCUUAUAAUGGUUCACAUAACAGCUUUUUCAUUGUCACUCAUAUUUUAAAAAAAACUGAAGAACAUAUUUGGUAUUACUUACAAUAUUUAUAUAACAACAUGAAUAUUAUAUAUUAUGAUUACAUCUAAAAUCGAAUCAGAAUAUGCAGAAUCGAAUGCAGAUGAAAGAAGAAUUAACUUUAAAACGUAAUUUUGAUUAAACAUUUCUUAUCCAAAACGUUUAUUUAAAUUUUUUACGUACAUAUUUUAACCACUAUAAACUUUUCUUCUGAAAUAAUCUUAAAUACGGGGAGAAGGUAUUUUCAUUAUUUGUUACAAAGUUUAUAUAAUGAAAAAUAGUUCAGCCGAAUUAUUUAAACCUUAACAUUAACAAUUUUGAAAUUUGCUAAAUGUGUAUCUCAUAGUAUGAGAUCUCUUAACACUGUUUCCUUUUAUUGAUUCAAACAUUGAUAUAAAUUCAUUAUUUUAUGAAGCCUUGUUUGUCUAUUUGUCUUCUUUCUUUGAGCUUUAUAUUCACUUAUCAAUUGAAUAAUUUAGUAUAUUAUUUUAGCAUAUUUCUAUAUAACUGUGUUAGAUACGUAUAAAACAAAUGACAUGCAUCUAUAUAGAAACAAAAAUUUAUUCAUUUUUACUUACAUAUUAUAUUUAUUCUUUCAGUUUAUGUUCUAAGAUUACCUAUGUACGUACGAAAUAUUUCUGAUUUAUUUUAUGUGUACAAAACUCCUGCUUUCAUUUUGCUUUUUAAUCCUAACGUAUCCUAAAAACAUGACAUAUUUCUAAACAAUAAUAUGAUACAAUUCUGAUUGUACACUACAACCUCUGAGACAAACAUCAAUUUAUAAUUUUUUUCCUCGUAUAUUUUUUACAGAAUUCUUAAUGUGACAUAAUUUACAAUAUAAUAUAUAUUUCACUCUUUAUUAUGUGUUUAAUAAGUGUUUGAAAGUAAAUGUUAACUAUAAUAAGAAACUCAAAUAAAUAGAAUAUCGUCAUAUAUAGUGCUCAUUUUGUAUACUUGUAUGGAUCACAUAACACCACUAAUAAUAAGAGCCCAGACUGAAAAACUCCUAUUUAUUUUAAAGUAGAAAAUUAUAAAUUACAUCAUUCGUAAAAAUAGUAGUAAUUUAUUACUGAAAAGUUAUCCUUCUUAAUUAUUAUAUCUUAAAACCAAAACAUAAGUUAGAAAUUCUUAUUUAAAUCUCUAUAAAGUUUCCUUCGACUAGUGAUGGUGAGUAAACCUGUAAAAGUAUAGUUCUUAUCUAGUAAAAGAUAUAAUAUUUAUAUACAGUAGUAUUGUGUCAGCAUGAGGUGCAAUGGACUGGUAUGUGAUUCUGUAUGUAAAGUGCAACUGUUGCGUUCAACAUUGAAGAGUAUUCUAAUAUUAAAAAUUAAUAUUAUAUCUAAUUAUUGAUAGAUGAAUCAUAUAUAUAUAUAUAUAUAUAUACAUAUAUUUAUAUGAUAUUAGUAUGAUCAAUUAUGAGAAUUAUUGUUGAUAUAAGAGAAGAUGUGUUUGUAUAUAUUUAUGUAUAAUAUAAUGAAAUCCUAUUAUAGUCUUCACUGUAUGUAAUUGUAAGAAAUUUAUAAUUGGGAACAGAAUCGGUUAUUCGGAUUACCCGCAAAUUAUAAUUUUAACGAUCUUCAUUUAUAGAUAUCUUUUAUCCUUCUAUUAUUUCUGAAAUUUAUAAAUAUUCUGCACUAAAACAGAGUUAGGUAAAGCAUUUUAACUUUUCUCAUAAAUACAUAUUUAUCAUCAUAGUUAUGUCCCAAGCUUUUAUUUGAAAUCAUUUUUUAUUACCAUUAAUUAUUUGUAACAAAAAUAUAUUUAUUGAUUUUAUUAAAUUUUCAUAGUUGCAGACAUACAUUUCUAUUCAAAUUCUUGUUAAAUAUUCAUAUAAUGCUAAGUGAAUAAUAUACAUGUACCAGUAUAAACAAAAAUUAAAUUUUUUCAGCUUAUGAUAACAUCGUAAGAACUAAAGUUUAAAAUAAUAAAUUGAAUAGUACAAUAAAACACUUAAAAUAAAAAAUGAAAGAGUAAUUUGAACUUUAAAGGAAAUUAUACACAAACAUACAUUUAAGUAAAGAUAUUUGAAUUGUCAAUUCAAUAAAUUUAAAUAUAAAGACUACAUACAUGAAUGUUGAAAUUGUAACAAUUAUUGAUAUGAUAAUGAUUUGUGUAAUUUCUAACUCUGUUUAAUAGCUAGUAAAAUUAAUAUGCAUAUUUUAAUAAGUUUGAUUCAAUUUAAUGAAAUGUUGCAGGCUAGAUCAUCAUUAUUGAACUCUGGGUAACCGAUUUUCUGAUUUUGCUUAAGAUAUUUAAAAAGUAACAUACCUUCCACGAGCGAUAGCUAUUCUAUCUUAUAACUAUUAACAUAAUAUGCAGAGCCCAGUUUUUAUUAACAUGUCACUCAAGCACGACUUGUCUUUCCUACUGCAUAAUCAGAUAUCGAUUAUCACAAUUUGUACCUAUGUGUGCUUGAGACAAUAGGAGACGAAUGACCGCACAAUCAUGUACAUUGAGGUCCAUUUGAAAUGUCGCCAAACAAUAUCAAUGUAGCAUAGAUCAAUAUAGCAUUUGGUGUAUAUCCAUUCUAAUGAAAACCGACUAAAUCAUGUAUGAAUUUCUAAAGCGUGCAUGUAUGUAUGUCCACAAUGCCAAGCCAACGAUGUUUAUAUUUUGGAAGAAAUAAUAUGAUAAACAAAAAAUAACUUUUGCAUUGAAAAUAAUAUUUGAUAAAAAAAUAUUAGAAGGAAGAUUUCAUGGAGAAAACAUAUUUUGGAAUGCAGCUGAAGCCAAAUUUCAUACAAUGUAAUAUUUAUCUCUAAACUAUCUCACAUGUGAUUGCUAAGAUAGUUCUUUCAAAAUAUUAUUGUCAAUAUAUUUUCGAAAUAAUUGUUUUUUGUAAAAAUAUGGAGUAUUUUAAACAACAAAAAAUCCUUUACAUAUCAAAUCCAUUAAUUUAGACCUAGGGAAUCAUAAAUAUCUAUACUUUUUAUCAUUUAUAUGCUGCACUAAACGAAAAAAUUUGAUGUAAGAUAAAUAUUCUAUUCGGAAAGAACAUUAUAAAUAUGUUAAACAACAUAUUUUUUCUAGUGUUAUUUGAAAAUAUUUUUAGAUAAUUUAUAUAUAUAUUUAUGUAAAUCUAUUUUUUGUUAAUAUGCAAACAAAAAAUUUUUAUGAAUUUUAUAUGUGAGAAAUUCAUGUUUGCUAACGUGCUUAAUUAAAUACUUAUUACGUGAAAAAAUUGAUGUAAAUGUUACUUUAAAACAAUGUAGGAUAUGAAGUAUAGCAUACAACAAACAAAGAAUUUUAAAGUACUUAGUACAUGCAAUAUUCUUUAACAUGCACAAGGCAUUUAUCACUUAUAAUAACUAGUAUAUCGUUAAAGUUAUUAUAUCAGAAUAUUACAACAGAAAUUAACUGAUUUGUUUCAACAUGCACACAAGCUAUCAUAUUAUUGCCUUAAAACUAUGUUUCCCGAAAAAUAAUAUAUAUUCCAAGUGAAAGGAUCAGAGUAAUAUAUUGCUUUAUAUUAAUGCAAUUAUUUAUCAUAAAUACCGAAGGGACUGAAAUUUCAAGAAAACGUUUUAGAGGAAGGUCUUAAUAUCUUCUAAUAAUGAAAAAGUUCUAAAAAUCUUCCAAUUUUUGUACCAUUAACAAGCAAGUAACAUUACUGUUACAUAAGAAGCUUACUAUAAAUGCUAAAACUUUCAUAAUAAUUGUAGUUUCCCUUUCUUUAAAAAUAAUACUUGUAAAAUUUACUAAUCUAUAUACUAAAGAAUAAAUUGAUUCUGCGUAAUAUUCUGCUUAAUAACACUUUUUAGUUUAGUAAAACCCUAGAAAGAAGUGUUAUAAGUGAUAACAUACUUUGAUCUGUAUACUGUUACUAUAUGUAUAACUCCUGUAAGAAGUUGGCUUGGCUCCUUCCAAACUCAGUAUUAAAAAAUGAUGAUAUUGAAAAAUUAAGAACAAGCAGGAUCAAACCUACAAUUUGUGGAUUAUUUUUGACCAAAUUGUGUUUUACAAGGAAAUUCUUCCAAAAUUUAUUAUCUAUCACUUUAUUUAAAGAAUUUCUGACACAAUCUAUGUCUUUCUACAAAUGAUUAAAAUUUUAUAAUGGGUGUUGACAGUUGCAAACACUUGCAAACAGUUGGCAAACUAAUAUUUUAUAAACAUUUUUUUCCAGUACAUAAUCUAGCUAAAUUGUACUCAUGUGAAAACAUUCAUCUUACACUCUUGUAAUUAGUUCCUAUAAUUAUAAUAUAUUUAAAGUGUAAAAAAUUUAUUAGUGAAAAUAAAUUUUAAUCAAAGUCGAUCAAGCUUCUGUUGAUGAAUAUCAUAAUGCAAUGGGACCGCAUUAAAACUUCAUAAGAUAUACACAUAUGUACAAACAUAUAACAUCAGCUUUUAUGAAAUGUAAGAAUGCCAACAUUUUGCUAGUGUCGCCGUCAGUUUUCUUCCUGAUUCUGUGACUCUGUUGACCUACUGAUAAAAAAAAUGUAAUUUAUUUAUUGUAAAUAAAAACAUAUAUUGCAUAAAA
Bombus pyrosoma is the source of this 11598-nucleotide messenger RNA. RefSeq lists its product as uncharacterized. Lineage: Eukaryota; Metazoa; Arthropoda; Insecta; Hymenoptera; Apidae. Gene Ontology annotation, cellular component: nucleus. Gene Ontology annotation, biological process: regulation of transcription by RNA polymerase II. Bases 131 to 4807 code for a protein of 1558 amino acids. Gene Ontology annotation, molecular function: RNA polymerase II cis-regulatory region sequence-specific DNA binding; DNA-binding transcription factor activity, RNA polymerase II-specific; zinc ion binding. The record is from RefSeq and is a predicted model, not a curated record. The transcript is spliced from 8 exons.